GUCGCCGAGUCGGGUACACGGCGGAGCGGCGCGCUUCCGAAAGUACUUUCGCCUACGUUCGGCGACACUCGGGCGCGCUCGACACUCUCCGCACCCCACAGCUGACUGGGCUAACGUGCGAGCGAGACGGACGCGGUUGGCCCGCGCGCGCCUGACAAGGAACGCGUUCCGCGCAGCUCGACGGCCGCCAUUUAGUAUCCAGUGCUCGGCUCCGUCGUAGUGACAGUAGAUUUCAUAUCAAGCUCCGGAGCAAAAUCGUUUUACUGUGAAUUAUCUACACAAAAAUUCAGUGCUUAUGAUCGUAACAGUGUGAUUGGUGAAUGUGCAAUGUCGUUUAAUUUAUACAGAUGAAGGUUGGAGUGUCGCGAGACGUUGCGAUGGGUUGCAUCGUCGCGUCCGUUGUCAACAUAAAAUAACGUGGAUUAUGCAAGUUGGAGUAAAAUGUGGACGCGUGUACGUAAAUAAGACUAUGAGGGUUGUAAUAUAAUGCAGUGGCUGCACAAUAUAUUGGCGCUGGCAGUAAUCUGGUGUGGUGUGGUGGCGGAGGCGUGCCCGGCCGGCUGCGUGUGCAAUGAGACGCGGCUGGCGUGCGAGGGCGCGGCGGCGGCGGGCGGCCGGCUCACCAGCGCCGCGCUCGCGCACCGCGCCCUGCGGCUGCAGGAGCUUGUCUGGACCGGCUCCAACGUCAACACCCUCGACCCACAACUCUUCGACGGUCUGACACAACUCACGUACAUCGAUUUGAGCAGAAACGAAAUUAAGAAAACCGAAUACGGCCUCUUCCCACAUCUCGGACACCUCCAGCUCCUAAACUUAUCGAGAAACCAUUUAGAGGAUAUACCGAGAUUGACCUUUGCCGAUUUAGACAAUCUAGAAUACCUAGAUCUAUCCCACAACCGGCUCAGUGUGAUACCGUUCCAGGUCUUCGGGCCCAUGACCAAACUCGUGUACCUAGACCUGUCGCAUAAUAAGAUAGCUAGCUUCCUAGACUAUUACUUUAAUCCUAACAAACAUUUGAGAGCGCUGUUCCUAAAUAAUAAUAGCCUAGUCAAAAUCACAUCUAACGCUCUAGUCAACUUGAGGGAAUUGGAGAUAUUAGAUCUGUCUAGCAACAAAUUAGACUACUUACCCAGGUCUGUCUUCGACAACUUCGAACAACUGAAGAAGCUGAAUCUGAGCUACAACCAGUUGCAAAACAUAUCACACGAUGCUUAUAAGAAUCUAAGAAACUUAAUAUAUUUGAACAUGGGCGGCAACAGGCUGAGAUCCCUGCCGCCCGGGCUCUUCCAACAUAACGAAAACUUAAAAACUAUCUACCUCGACCACACUGAAAUACAAGUUAUACAGAACACUAACUUCAAAGGCUUAAAUAAUUUAGAACAACUAUACUUAAGAAAUAAUUAUAAUUUGCGUGAAAUAGAGACGUACGUGUUCCAAGACACGCCAUCUCUUACUCACCUCAACAUCAGCUACAACAGUUUGACAUUUCUACCGCUUUCACUCAAGAUGCUCGAUAGCCUGAAAGCGCUCGACAUCCGAAACAACCCAUGGGCAUGUGAUUGCCGCAUGGCAUGGUUUGCGUCCUGGGCCGAAAGCAGAAAACAGAUCAUAACAUCCGACCUGAGUUGUCGGCUGACGUACCCCAACGACAUGUUGCGGAUACUGAACCAUACCAACUGCAAGCCGCCGCGGCUGAUCCACAGCAGCCCGCUCACGCUGUAUCGGCUGCAGACGGACGCACUGCUCGAGUGCAGGUUCGAUGGGAACCCGAUGCCGUCCAUCACAUGGAUCACCCCCACCAGGAUGGUGUUCCACUGGAACCCGGACCAGUUGAUACCGGACAUCUUCCACAAACACGGCGUCGCACACGAUCAGUAUUACAACGCUAUAGACAACUUCAGAUCAAGAGUCAAAGUGUUGGAGAACGGAUCAUUAUUUAUAGGAGAUAUACACAGAGAAGACUGCGGAACUUACUUAUGCUUUGCAACGAAUCCUUCCGCGAAUGUGACAGCGGAAGUUGUCCUAAACAUAGACCCUAUGACCAUGUUCGAAAUCAAAAUGUAUAGUUUACUGUGGGGAGCGGUGUGUGCUGCGGCGUUCCUAGGGCUUACACUGCUCGUGCAAGCGCUACACUACAUAGUAUACAGGUUCCGCUUGAUGGAGACAUGCUGCAGCUGUUGUACGUGCGUCAGUCGCGACGCGCCGCGCACGCGACAAAUAUACAGCAUGUUGGACAACAUCGAACAAUACAAGAGACAACAGCUCGAGAAAUUACGAGAAAAUUAUGCCGUUCAAGUGCAUCGAAUAAAAGAGAAUUGUACGCAACAAAUGGAAUGGAUACAGAACAGUUACUCGACACAAGCGAAUCACCUGCGCAAUAUACGAGAUAUCGGAACCAAUCACCUUACCGCUAUGAAAGAUCAGUAUUAUGACCAGGUAAAACGCGUGAGAGAAUACUCGACGUGCCAGCUGAACUGGGUGCGUGAGAACUAUGUGUUCCAAAGGAACAAAAUAAGGAAGUUCAGCGCGCACCAGAUCUUACGGCUACGAGAGUCGUACAAGUACCAGCAGCAGACUCUCAACAAAGUGCUGGAGAACCUGCCCAGCCUGUACUUCGAGAACUGCCGCAGCGGGUCGUGCGGCCGCAGCGACUCCAUGGCGUUCGACCCCGACGUCGAGGUCAUCGACAUGUAUCUCAAGACUAAGAUAGAGAAGCUGUCCAAUCUGCCCAACCCGAUCGCGGACGACGAGAGCAAGAUGUCCGUGUACUACACGCCCACAGAGAGGUCGAUCAACUCGAGGCGGAACUCUCCGAUAACGAUACCGGAGGGCAUCCACAUCAACAUGAUCGAGACGGGCCCGCCGCCGCGGCUGCCGGCCAUGCUGCGGUCGCUGCAGUACGGCCCGCCGCCGACCGUGGACACGCCCACGCCGCCCGACUCGCCCUCGCCGACCACGUCCAAGUGCGCGGUGCCGGCGCGCCAGUACCAGUGCGAGCGCGUGGACGCCAAGCCGUCGAGCGAGCCGCUGCUGGGCCGCGAGCACGCGCAGUACGAGCGCGCGCGGCGGAAGGGGCAGCUGCCGGCCAGCGCGAGCUCACCGGAGCUGUCGGGCGCGGCGGAGCAGGCGCGGCAGGCGGCGCACACGGCGGCGCGCGUGCUGCUGGCGGUGGAGCUGACGCAGCCGGAGUGCCAGCUGCGGCACGCGGCGGGCCAGCUGGUGUGCGGCGAGUGCGUGAAGCUGUGCGAGAACACGCCCUUGUAGUACAGGCUGCUGACGCGCGUGUUCAAGAUCUACGCGGUGUCGGGCCGGCGGCUGGCGCGACAGCCCCCGGCCUGCGAGUGCGUGUGAGUGAGGCGCGCGGUACAUAUCUUGCCCGCGGCGGCCGGCGGCGCCGGACGGACGCCGCUCGUACUUCUAAGUGAGCUGUGAUAGACUAGAUUUCAAUUUACGUACGUUUAGCGACGGUUAUGAUUUGGUCUCUAGGUGUAGGCGGUAAGGAGUAUACUGUACGAUCUGUUUCCGUGACGAUCGCCGUAGUGAAUUAAAUAAGCAUUCUGUGGGUAUUAGAACUUGUAAAUAAUUUUAUGUUCAAUAUUUUUUUCCAUUUUGAUGUAUUUUUAGGAUUAAAAAAAUCUGUUAGAAAAAUACGCGUCAUUUUAUAUUCGUUCAACUUAAACAGUAGAGUAAAGUGCGAGACAAGCAUGUUGUUACGAUUGUUGUAUUGUUGCGAGGUCACUGGUAUGUUGGUGUAUCGCGAGAGCGCGCGCUCUGAUCUCAACUCCACUAACCUCCCUCUCCCCCGCGUCUCCUCUGUGCCGCUCUGUGCUGCUCUGUGCUCUAAGCCCUGUACUGUCUCACGAAUCUGAUGAACUUUUUCGACUGUCAUGAUUAGAUUUUAAUAAUUAUAUAUUUUGUGAAAACUUCGUACAGAAUGUAUUAUGUAAAUGGGUCUUGCAGUGAUAUGCCAAAUACUACAAUCCAGCAAUGAUAAUAUUAUAUAACGUUUCUUAAUAUAAAAUAUACAAAUAUUGUUGAACAUUUUCUAAAUAUAUAACAAGAUUAAAACUGCUAAUCAUGGAGAAAUAAAUUAUUUUUCAAUGUA
Molecule: messenger RNA, 4105 nt
Organism: Manduca sexta (tobacco hornworm)
Lineage: Eukaryota; Metazoa; Arthropoda; Insecta; Lepidoptera; Sphingidae
Product: leucine-rich repeat and immunoglobulin-like domain-containing nogo receptor-interacting protein 3
Exons: 5
Coding region: 487-3264 (925 amino acids)
Molecular function (GO): protein binding
Source: RefSeq, a predicted model, not a curated record